Molecule: messenger RNA, 1701 nt
Organism: Chaetomium strumarium
Lineage: Eukaryota; Fungi; Ascomycota; Sordariomycetes; Sordariales; Chaetomiaceae
Product: pyridoxal phosphate-dependent transferase
Exons: 3
Coding region: 299-1510 (403 amino acids)
Biological process (GO): biosynthetic process
Molecular function (GO): pyridoxal phosphate binding
Source: RefSeq, a predicted model, not a curated record
GUUCCGACUCCCUAAUAGGUUACUCUCAUUAACUGAAAGGGAAACUGAGCUGACUAGUAUGAUGCCAAAAAAAUUUACUCCCUUACUAGAACGCGAUGGGUGUCACAUAAGAUCAAGCAUAGACCCUAGGGGUCGGGACUUAGGCUUGUAGUAAGCAGACGGAGCCUUUUCGAAAGCGGGCUGGGGAAGACGGUAUAUAACGCUUAUGCUUCUGAUCUACCUUGGCUUUUCUAUGCUCGGCUGGACCCAGUAGACCACGGCUGAUUAUCAGAGACAUCGUUGUAUACCAGUCGUCACGAUGGUCAAGAUCGAACCCUUCGAAGUCGAGCAGUGGAUGGACCGGUUGGAGACCACUCCUGGGGUGCUCAACAUUGCUGAAACCUGCUCAGCCUCCGUCUCCUUCGACGAUCUAGUGCACAUGUGCGAAGACAAGAGUGUGCCCGGUCCUAAUUUAUUCUCCAAAAAGCUGACCUACGGCGCGAUCCGCGGCUCUGAGGUGCUUCGUCAGCGCGUUGCAUCCCUCUUUGACCGGGCAUCCGACGCCGAACCUCUCCCGGCCGACAACGUAAUCAUCACUCAGGGCGCCAUCUCCGCUAACUUCCUGCUCUUCUACACCCUGGUCGGACCGGGUGACCAUGUCAUCUGCGUGUAUCCUACCUACCAGCAACUUUACUCGGUCCCGCAGAGCCUCGGAGCGGAAGUGUCGCAGUGGGGGCUGAAGGAGACAAACGGCUAUGUGCCCGACGUCAGUGAGCUGGAGGGCCUAGUGAGGCCUAACACAAAGAUGAUCGUCCUCAACAAUCCCAACAACCCCAUGGGAAGCACCAUACCAAAGGUUGUCCUGGAGGACAUCGUCGCCUUUGCAAAGCAAAGAGGAAUCAUCAUCCUCUCAGAUGAGGUUUACAGCCCUCUUUACCAUUCACUCCCUCCCGGGCAGGAAGCACCUCCAUCGAUUCUCGCACUCGGUUACGAGAAAGCCGUGGCCACCGGCUCCAUGUCCAAGGCGUUUGCCCUCGCUGGCAUCCGCACCGGCUGGAUAGGCUCGCGAGACAAAGCUAUCAUCGACGCCGUAGCGACAGCCCGCGACUAUACAACCAUUAGCGUGUCCCAUUUAGAUGACCAGGUUGCCGCCUAUGCCCUGUCCAAACCAGUUCUCGGACCGCUGCUGAAGCGCAACAUGGCGCUAGCGCAGACGAACCUUGGCUUGUUGACUGCGUUCAUGGAAAAGUACGCUUCGGUCUGCUCGUGGGUUAAGCCGACGGCUGGGACAACCGCAUUGGUGCUGUUCAAGAAGGACGGCCAGCCUGUCGACGACGCUAGUUUCGUCCUGGAUCUGUUGGACAAGACCAAAGUCCUGUUCAUGCCAGCGAGCCCUUGCUUUGGGCUUGGGAAAGAUUUCAGGGGUUUCGUCCGGCUGGGAUACGUGUGUGAAACAGAGGUGCUGGUGGAAGGGUUAGAGAAGUUAGGCCGGUACAUUGAGGAACACCUGAAGGCGCCUCCUGAGAAUUGAUAGUUUAAUCUCAACUCCAGAUCUUUACUGCCCCACGAUUGGGAGUUUGGGACUCCCGGUUCACGCAGACCUUAUGCGUGACCACUCGCCCGCUAUUGUGUUAUUGUAUGUAUUUAUUGCGUCUUAUAUAUAGACGCUCUCGAACGUGCAUCGCUGUUCCGUGAACGGUGCACCAACUCCAGAGUUUCUCG